This is a messenger RNA of Dromaius novaehollandiae (emu), 4320 nucleotides long. RefSeq names its product arrestin domain-containing protein 3. Gene Ontology annotation, biological process: protein transport. Gene Ontology annotation, cellular component: cytoplasm; plasma membrane; endosome. Bases 295 to 1539 code for a protein of 414 amino acids. The record is from RefSeq and is a predicted model, not a curated record. The transcript is spliced from 8 exons. NCBI's taxonomy places the organism in Eukaryota, Metazoa, Chordata, Aves, Casuariiformes, Dromaiidae.
GGUUGUUUUUCACAAAGCUGCUCUUAAAGUGAGGUGGCAGCGCGCAGCAGCCGUCUUUGUAGGGAGACCGCAGCGCCGGGCAGCCGCGCCGCGCCGCGCCGCGCCGCCGGCAGCCGCGAGGGCUGGGGCUUUCCAGGCAAUCCCGAUGACGGGCUGGUAGGGCACACGCUGGUCCUGCCGGCAAGCUCUUUGCACGGCAGAGGCGUUGAUCAGUGUGAAGUGAAGAUCGCAUUUUAUAUGAGAUCUUGACUUUUUUUUUCUUACAGUAUAUUUUUAUACACUUUGUUAUAAAACAUGGUGCUGGGGAAGGUGAAGAGUUUGACAAUAAGCUUUGACUGUCUCAAUGACAGCAAUGUCCCCGUCUAUUCUAGCGGGGACACAGUCUCAGGAAGGGUCAAUUUAGAAGUUACUGGGGAAAUUAGAGUAAAAUCUCUUAAAAUUCAUGCAAGAGGACAUGCAAAAGUACGUUGGACUGAAUCUAGAAAUGCUGGAUCCAACACUGCCUAUACACAAAAUUACACUGAAGAAGUAGAAUAUUUCAACCAUAAGGACAUCCUAAUUGGGCACGAAAGAGAUGAUGACAAUUCUGAAGAAGGCCUUCACACUCUUCAUUCAGGAAGGCAUGAAUAUGCAUUCAGCUUUGAGCUUCCACAGACACCACUUGCUACCUCAUUCGAAGGCAGACAUGGCAGUGUGCGCUAUUGGGUGAAAGCCGAAUUGCAUAGGCCUUGGCUUCUACCAGUAAAAUUAAAGAAGGAAUUUACAGUCUUUGAACAUAUAGAUAUCAACACUCCUUCAUUACUGUCACCCCAAGCAGGCACAAAAGAAAAGACUCUCUGUUGUUGGUUUUGUACCUCAGGCCCAAUAUCCUUAAGUGCCAAAAUUGAAAGGAAGGGCUACACCCCAGGUGAAUCAAUUCAGAUCUUUGCUGAGAUUGAGAACUGCUCUUCCCGUAUGGUGGUGCCAAAGGCAGCCAUUUACCAAACACAGGCAUUCUAUGCCAAAGGGAAAAUGAAGGAAGUCAAACAGCUUGUUGCCAACCUGCGUGGGGAGUCCCUGUCGUCUGGCAAAACAGAAACCUGGAAUGGCAAAGUGUUGAAAAUUCCACCUGUUUCCCCUUCAAUUCUUGACUGUAGUAUAAUCCGUGUGGAGUAUUCACUAAUGGUGUAUGUUGAUAUUCCAGGAGCCAUGGAUUUAUUCCUUAACUUACCACUGGUCAUUGGCACCAUUCCUCUACACCCAUUUGGUAGCAGAACAUCAAGUGUGAGCAGCCAGUGUAGCAUGAACAUGAAUUGGCUCAGUCUGACACUGCCUGAAAGACCAGAAGCACCUCCUAGCUAUGCAGAAGUGGUCACAGAGGAACAGAGACAGUCCAGCCUUGCACCCAUAGCUGCUUGUGAUGACUUUGAGAGAGCGCUUCAAGGACCAUUAUUUGCAUACAUCCAGGAGUUUCGCUUUCUGCCUCCACCCCUCUAUUCAGAAAUUGAUCCAAACCCAGAUCAGCCCACAGAUGACAGACCAUCUUGCCCCUCUCGUUGAAGGAAUCCAUAAUAAGCUGACUUGACUUGGGUUUUGAAUCAUAUCUGCCGUGUUGAAGAUCAAGGCGUCAUAGUGGAGACACACCUUCAAAGGAAGUGGUAUUGCUCUUGCCUAUAUGGUGAACAAAUGAAAACAACCUGUGAUCACGCUUAAGAAGCCUACAGCAACAUCAUAGGACUGCUCCACAUGCUUGAAGAUCUGAGCUUUCUUUCCCCCUUAAAUACUGGCACAUACUAGGAGCAGCCUUAACUAGCCUACAGUCAUGUGUGUCAAAACACUCACCACGUUGUAAGAGAGGGAUGGCUUCCUAUUAUGAUUUGAAAAUUUGCACAUGCUCAUUGCUUACGUUGUGCGGUUCAGUGUCACUACAGCUUUUUCUCAUUUAUGCCUGACUGUUACCCCCUCUUACUUGUUCGUGGUCCGCACAACAAGGAGCAAAAGAAAGCUUUGACAAAAAAAAAAAAACAGCAACAAAGACUUUGACAAAUGCACUGACUUACUUUUUUUUUUUUUUUUUUUUUUUUUUUUUUUUUUUUUUUUUUUUUUUUUUUUUUUUUUAAUUUAAUGUAGCCUGGACUUUACCUGCAUAUGCACAUGCUCAGAAUUGUCCUAAUAGGCUGAUCAUGUAUCACCUCUUCAGCUUGGAUCCUAUUGUGGAUUUAUUUACAAACAUCAAAUGCCUUCAAGCCAAUCCUUCUUGCUGUAUGUUUUGCAGCCUACUGUAGUAGAUAAGCAACAGAUAUGUGGGGUGGGGGUAGGGGGGGAGAUAACAGAAGGAAACUAAUAAGAGACACUGUCAGGAUUGUAUACCUUCUUGAUUUCUUUUAAAAAUUUGUUGCCUUUCUACUAUUAUUGCAAAGCAGCAUUUUGUUACAGACUGCCUAAAAAUCACUUAAUCUCAGGUGAACUCAUCACUUGCCAAACUGUUGGAAUGCUAUUUGUUUUGUUAUGUUGCACUGUUGAGUUACUUUUUUUUUGUUUUGUGUUUGUGUUCUGUUUUUGUUCUUUACUUGAGAGGGGGAUUUGGAAUAGGGACAUACACAAAAGUUACAAAACCCACCUGCAUUCCCUUCUUAACUUCCUGUAUUACAAAAAAGAGAUGGUCAAGUUGUGAAGCUUUAAAAAAAGAAAAAAAAGAAAAGGCACAAGUGAAAGGAGCACCAGCAGACACUGGCUAAGAGUCAAAAAAAUCUUAAAAGACAUAGUCAUAUACUGUCCAGGAUUCCUGGGCAGAGAGAUUUCUCAGCUAGUAGGGAUGGGAAGGGAAAGUAAAUUUAUUUUUUUACAUAGUUACCUAAUCACCAAAAAUUCUAUACCUUUAUAUAAGGAGUCUCUAGUAGAAAGUAUAUUUCAGACUACAAGAAGAGCUUGGACUAUGGAAAAAGACAGCUCAGUUUGUGCACUUUGGAUUAUCUUCAGGGUUUACAAUACUGUAAAAAUACUAUGACUAGAAGUAUAAUGAAACUGGGCCACAAUAUCAGUGUUACCAGCUGUACUCAAAUACUAGUUAACUGAGAAUUACUUUAAUUGCAUCUCCUGGGGUACUCUCGAGAGCUUUAAAACAAAAACCCCAAACAUACAUUCAUUCAGAAGGCAAGAAAUAACACAAAGAGUACUCACUCCCUGAGUGUACCCCAAAGACAGAGGUGAAGAAACGGUGUGAUGGAGCCAUUAGAUCCGCUAAUACAAAUACCAGCACUUAACAUGCUAGAGCCUUGGGAAAGUCAGCCUUCCUUUUCAAAAAUCACAUAACAGAGACUACUCGCAAAAGGACGCACUUCUGGUUGACUACUUAAAUCGAGAUCUAAUCCAUCAUGUAUCUCUUCAUGCAAUAAAACAGCUCAGAAGGGAGGAGGAGAGGGAAAGCUGGUGUUCCUGCAUGGUGCUUAUUUUUACAAAAAUGGCCUUGUUUUUAAGGCUUCAUAAAAUGACAAAAUAGGCUUUUCCAUAAGUGGCCUUUAUGAGAACAUGAAAGGUAUUUCAUGUUUCAGAAAUGAUGACAGGGUGAAAAAGUAUAAAUAUGAGUCGCGUUUUAAGUGAUUCAGUUAGAAGGUUUCGGCUUUGAUAAGCAAGAUUACUGGAUAAUAAGGAAACUGGGUGAUGUCCGUUAUUAGGCCAUUUUGUGAAUGUCCCUUUCCUGUACCCUCUCCAACCAGACAAAAAAAAAGCUGAUGGGAUCGUUGGCAUAAAAGGGCAUUUGGUGGUUUUACUUUUUUUUCCUUUUUUUUUUGUUUUUUUUUUUUUUUAAACAGACUAGGGAACAAUUGCUGAUAUACAUAGCAUUAAAGUACUUAUCACGGUAUAAUGGAAAAUUGCAUAUAAAGCAGGAUUGACCAGUAUCAUAGUAAUUGGCAUUGCAUCACAGCCUUUGUGAUCAGAGUGAAAAAUUCUAAAACUUUAUCAAAUAAAGACUUUCCAUUUAAGCUAUUUUGUUAGGUUUUUUAGAGGCAUUACUAUUCUUCCACAAAUAUUGGUCAGUUCUCGGCAUUAUAAAACAUGAGGUUCACAGUUGUAGCCCAGUAUUUGAUAUAGAAUCCUGAUCUGAAUUAGGGAAAAAAUAAGUAAAAUCCAAACAUUAGAGAAACAAAGUGCAAUAUUAAAUGUUUGCUUUAUAGAUUAUAUUCUAUGGCUGUUUGUACUUCUCUUUUCUUUUUUUGUUUUUAGUUUUGGUGCUGAAUAUGUCCUUGUAGACUCUGUUUCAAGAAAACAAUAUGUGGAAAACAAUUUAAUUUUUCCUAUUGCUCUUCCUUGUGGAAAAUAAACUUUUUUUUAAAAAAAAAA